Molecule: messenger RNA, 1288 nt
Organism: Quercus robur (English oak)
Lineage: Eukaryota; Viridiplantae; Streptophyta; Magnoliopsida; Fagales; Fagaceae
Product: GATA transcription factor 1
Exons: 2
Coding region: 191-1057 (288 amino acids)
Biological process (GO): regulation of DNA-templated transcription
Molecular function (GO): sequence-specific DNA binding; zinc ion binding
Source: RefSeq, a predicted model, not a curated record
UCCCCUCGUUCCCAAACCGAACGCAACAUCGUGAUGAUAAUAUAGGCGAAACAAAACAAAGACUUAAGAAGAAAAAAAAACCUCUCUCUCUAAAAAAAAAACCUCUUUUUUCUCUGUGUCUCUCUCUCUCUCUCUCUCUCUAAAAAGAAAAGCCCUUUGGUGGGUUGCCUUUUCUCUCUUGUGUGUGGGAAUGGAGUUAGACAAGGCGGCUCGUUUCAUGGAAGACCUGUUGUUGGACUUUGGGUCGGACAUAGGCGAGGAAGACGAAGAGGAUGACAAGAGAAGGAAAGUUUUGUGUCAGGAUGACCCGACGUCGUCGUCGUUUGGUGUUUUAUGCCCGGAAGAUCCUACGCGUGUGUCAACAGAGCUUGUAGAAGAAGAAUUGGAAUGGAUAUCUAACAAAGACUCAUUCCCAGCAGUGGAAUCAUUCAUUCUCUCGGAGGACCCAGGAACUACUCUCUCAAAGCACAACAGCCCAGUCUCUGUGCUUGAAAACAGCUCCAUCAGUAGCCACAGCAAUAGCAACAGCAACAGCAACAGCACGAACAGCAAUAGCAAUGGCAGCAGCAAAAACAACAACAAAACUCUUAUGAGCUGCUGCGGCGACAGCUUCAAAGUCCCCGGCCGCGCACGAAGUAAGCUGUGCCGGAGGCUGCGCCGUGAUAAUCAGCUUUUUUGGAGCCAACAGGCGGCCGCGGCCAACAAGAUUGCAAAAGCUGAAAAGGAAGUGUUGACGAUGAGAACUACUACGACGACUACUACUACUACUACUAUUACUACUACUACGACGACGACGAUUGGGAGGAAAUGUCAGCAUUGUGGAGCUGAAAAGACCCCGCAAUGGCGUGCCGGGCCUCUCGGGCCGAAAACACUGUGUAAUGCUUGUGGUGUGCGGUACAAGUCCGGGAGGCUGGUGCCUGAGUACCGCCCCGCAAGCAGCCCGACGUUCUCGCCCAAGAUGCAUUCGAAUUCGCACAGGAAGAUAGUAGAGAUGAGGAGGCAGAAGGGAAUGGGAACGGGAAUUGGGAUGGUGGUGAAGUCUGUGGAUAAAGGGUAGGAUUAGGUUACUGCUUUCUUUUUUCUUUUUUUAUUUCAUAUGUUAGCAUAGUUAGGAGUUAGGGGUUUGUUGUAAUGGGGGUUGGUUUAGAUGAUUAGGGAAAGUUCUUUGUUUCGAUGAAAGUCCAGUUAGGGGAAUUUUGACUUUAGUGUGUGUUUGGUUCUUUGUGCUAUAGACUAGAAAGCAAGAUAGUGUUCUUUGGUUUCUGGCUAAUUUAAUUCUUUUUCUCUA